Molecule: messenger RNA, 258 nt
Organism: Bacillus rossius redtenbacheri
Lineage: Eukaryota; Metazoa; Arthropoda; Insecta; Phasmatodea; Bacillidae
Exons: 4
Coding region: 1-258 (85 amino acids)
Source: RefSeq, a predicted model, not a curated record
AUGGCAAGAGAGAGAGAAAAAGAGAAACAGGGCAUGAGUGUGAGAGAGCAAAAGAGAGAGAGAGAGAGAAAAAGAGAAACAGGGCAUGAAGCGAGAGAGAGCAAAAGAGAAAAAGAGAAACAGGGCAUGAGUGUGAGAGAGAGAGAGCGAGAGUGUGAGAGAGCAAAAGAGCGAGAGAGUGAGAGAGCAAAAGAGCGAGAGAGUGAGAGAGCAAAAGAGAAACAGGGCAUGAGUUCCCCGAGGGGGGACGCCCCGUAG